AACUCCACGAAGCAAAAAGAAGAAAAAAAAUCUCAAAGAAAACCUCUUUUACAUUUCCCCUCAGGUCAUUUUAUCGCCUCCGCGCCGGUGCUGCUGCCGCCGCCACAAUCCCGUCACCUAGCCUUAACCUGUUAUCAUCCACAUUUUACGCUAACAAUUUCUCCAAAUUUACCUAAGAAAUGAAAUUUCUAGGGUUAGGGUUUUGGGGAACUCGAUGAAAAGAAGAAAAUAAAAGUAACAUGGAAGAUUUAAAGUACUCGGAAUCAAAAUCGGUGUGCGAGACGGUGAACGGGUCGCACCAAUUCACGAUCAAGGGUUAUUCGUUGGCGAAAGGGAUGGGUCCUGGGAAAUGUAUAUCCAGCGAUGUUUUUACCGUCGGAGGUUACGAUUGGGCGAUUUACUUUUAUCCCGACGGUAAAAAUCCGGAGGAUAGUGCGAUGUAUGUUUCGGUUUUCAUUGCGCUGGCUAACGAAGGUACAGAUGUUCGAGCGCUUUUCGAGCUCACCCUUGUUGACCAGAGCGGGAAAGGGAAGCAUAAGAUUCAUAGUCACUUUGAUAGAGCGUUGGAGAGUGGGCCUUAUACGUUGAAGUAUAGAGGAAGCAUGUGGGGAUACAAACGAUUCUUUAGAAGAACAACUUUAGAAAGUUCUGAUUACAUAAAGGACGAUUGUCUAAUCAUGAACUGCACUGUUGGAGUAGCCAGGACUCGCCUUGAGGGGCCAAAACUGUCUUCUAUUCCUGUACCACCAUCAGACAUGGGUCAGAAUCUGAGAGUUUUGCUAGAUUCUGAAAAUGGCUGUGAUAUAGUUUUUAAAGUUGGUGACGAGACGUUUAAAGCACAUAAGUUGAUCCUUGCUGCACGCUCGCCUGUUUUCAAAGCACAGUUUUUUGGGCUUGUUGGGAAUCCUAACUUGGAUGAAGUAAUAGUUAAAGAUUUUGAGCCUUCUAUCUUCAAGGCAAUGCUCUUAUUUAUUUAUACCGACAAGCUUCCUGAUGUACAAGAGAUUACAGACUCAACAUCCAUGUGUUCAUCAACCAACAUGGUGCAGCAUCUUUUGGCUGCUGCUGAUCUGUACAAUUUAGAUAGACUCAAAGUGUUGUGUGAGGCAAAAUUGUGCGAAGAACUAAAUGCUGACACGGUGGCAACGACCCUCGCACUUGCUGAGCAGCACCAUUGUGCACAGCUGAAGGCCAUAUGUUUGAAAUUUGCUGCAACUCCGGUGAACUUGGGAGCGGUAAUGCAAUCGGAAGGGUUCAGGCACUUGGAGGAAUCUUGCCCGUCUUUGUUGUCGGAGCUGUUGAAGGCCUUUGCUUCCAGUGAGGAGAGCUUAAGCCUGCUAUCAAGUCGGAAGAGGAGUGCCAACAGUGUAUAUGGGAUGGAUCAUGCAGCGGAAGGUCCUGUGGCAGAACCCAUGAACCCGAACCCGAAUGCAGGCGAGUUCGGAGACGCUGAUUUGCUAUGGUAUUUGCAGUGUUUCGGGACAUGGGAUUGAAAUAUUGGAAGGAGUGCCUUGUACUGUAUUUACAUGGUUAACAUGAUAAUUAGAACUUGAAAUGGAUUUUUGGUUCUAUGUAAAAAGGGACUAUGUUUUCUUGAGGUUGAAAUGUAUUUACUCCUUGUUUCUGUAAU
Messenger RNA from Hibiscus syriacus, 1630 nucleotides. RefSeq names its product BTB/POZ and MATH domain-containing protein 3-like. Gene Ontology annotation, molecular function: protein binding. The record is from RefSeq and is a predicted model, not a curated record. The transcript has 4 exons. Gene Ontology annotation, biological process: protein ubiquitination. Lineage: Eukaryota; Viridiplantae; Streptophyta; Magnoliopsida; Malvales; Malvaceae. The coding region runs from base 240 to 1493 and encodes 417 amino acids.